Molecule: messenger RNA, 2820 nt
Organism: Lagenorhynchus albirostris (white-beaked dolphin)
Lineage: Eukaryota; Metazoa; Chordata; Mammalia; Artiodactyla; Delphinidae
Gene: BEND3
Product: BEN domain containing 3
Exons: 3
Coding region: 1-2487 (828 amino acids)
Biological process (GO): rDNA heterochromatin formation
Cellular component (GO): heterochromatin
Molecular function (GO): DNA binding
Source: RefSeq, a predicted model, not a curated record
AUGAAUGCAACUGAAUUCAGUGAAGAUGUAGAAGAAGUUCUGAAAAAUAACACUGUGAAAGUGGAGACAGAGGCCGAAGAUGCUGCCCUGGACUGCUCAGUGAAUUCCAGGUCCUCCGAGAAGCACGCUCUGGACAGCGUCUUCACUGGCCUCCAGGACUCCAGCAAGAGAAAGCAGCCGGGCGGCGAGGGCCCGCCAGACUCCGUCCCAAGCGUGAAGAGGCGGCGGCUGAUUCCCGAGGCGCUCCUAGCAGGCAUGCGGAACCGGGAGAACGGCUCGCCCUGCCAGGGCAACGGGGAGCAGGCAGGCAGGGGCAAGAGCUCGGGCUCCGCGUGGCCGGGCGAGGAGGAGCCCAGCAACGACGUGACCACGCCCUCCUACAAGAAGCCUUUGUAUGGCAUCUCGCACAAGAUCAUGGAGAAGAAGAACCCUCCCACCGGAGACGCGCUUAACAUGUUCGAGCUCUUCGAGAAGGCGAACCCCAGGAACAGCCCCUCACCACUGCGGCUCCUGAACGAGCCGCAGAAGCGGGACGGCGGCGGCGCCGCGGCAGCCACCGACAGUGACCCCAACAUCUACUUUCUCAUCCAGAAGAUGUUCUACAUGCUCAACACGCUCUCCUCCAACAUGUCGCAGCUGCACAGCAAGGUGGACCUGCUCUCCCUGGAGGUGAGCCGCAUCAAGAAGCAGGUGAGCCCCACCGAGAUGGUAGCCAAGUUCCAGCCGCCCCCCGAGUACCAGCUCACGGCAGCCGAGCUCAAGCAGAUCGUGGACCAGAGCCUGUCGGGCGGCGACCUGGCCUGCCGCCUGCUGGUGCAGCUCUUCCCUGAGCUCUUCAGCGACGUGGACUUCUCCCGGGGCUGCAGCGCCUGCGGCUUUGCAGCCAAGCGGAAGCUGGAGUCGCUGCACCUGCAGCUCAUCCGCAACUACGUGGAGGUCUACUACCCAUCAGUGAAGGACACGGCCGUGUGGCAGGCUGAGUGCCUGCCCCAGCUGAACGACUUCUUCAGCCGCUUCUGGGCCCAACGGGAAAUGGAGGACAGCCAGCCCGGUGGCCAGGUCGCUGGCUUCUUCGAGGCUGAGCAAGUGGACACCAGCCACUUCCUGGACAACAAAGACCAGGAGGAGGCCCUGUCCCUGGACCGGAGCAGUACCAUCGCCUCGGACCACGUGGUGGACACGCAGGACCUAACUGAGUUCCUGGACGAAGCCUCGUCGCCAGGGGAGUUCGCGGUCUUCCUUCUGCACCGGCUCUUCCCCGAGCUCUUCGACCACCGAAAGCUGGGCGAGCAGUACAGCUGCUACGGGGACGGAGGCAAGCAGGAGCUAGACGCACAGAGGCUGCAGAUCAUCCGCAACUACACGGAGAUCUACUUCCCCGACAUGCAGGAGGAGGAGGCCUGGCUGCAGCAGUGCGCCCAGCGCAUCAACGACGAGCUGGAGGGCCUGGGGCUGGACGCGGGCAGCGAGGGCGAGCCCCCGCGGGACGACUGCUACGACUCUUCCAGCCUUCCCGAUGACAUCUCCGUGGUCAAGGUGGAAGACAGCUUCGAGGGCGAGCGGCCCGGCCGGCGGUCCAAGAAGAUCUGGCUGGUGCCCAUCGACUUCGACAAGCUGGAGAUCCCGCAGCCCGACUUCGAGGUGCCUGGCGCCGACUGCCUGCUCAGCAAGGAGCAGCUGCGCAGCAUCUACGAAAGCAGCCUGUCCAUUGGCAACUUUGCCUCACGCCUGCUCGUGCACCUGUUCCCCGAGCUCUUCACCCACGAGAACCUGCGCAAGCAGUACAACUGCAGCGGCUCGCUGGGCAAGAAGCAGCUGGACCCAUCCCGCAUCAAGCUCAUCCGCCACUACGUGCAGCUACUCUACCCGCGGGCCAAGAAUGACCGCGUCUGGACACUGGAGUUCGUGGGCAAACUGGACGAGCGCUGCCGGCGCCGGGACACGGAGCAGAGGCGCUCCUACCAGCAGCAGCGCAAGGUCCAUGUGCCGGGCCCGGAGUGCAGGGACCUGGCCAGCUAUGCAAUCAACCCCGAGCGGUUCCGGGAGGAAUUUGAGGGGCCCCCGCUGCCCCCCGAAAGGAGCAGCAAGGACUUCUGCAAGAUCCCCCUGGAUGAGCUGGUGGUGCCCUCGCCCGACUUCCCGGUGCCUUCGCCAUACCUGCUGUCAGACAAGGAGGUUCGCGAGAUCGUGCAGCAGAGCCUCUCUGUGGGCAACUUCGCCGCGCGGCUGCUCGUCAGGCUCUUCCCCGAACUCUUCACCGCCGAGAACCUACGGCUGCAGUACAACCACUCCGGGGCGUGCAACAAGAAGCAGCUGGACCCCACGCGGCUGAGGCUCAUCCGCCACUACGUGGAGGCCGUGUACCCGGUGGAGAAGAUGGAGGAGGUGUGGCACUAUGAAUGUAUCCCCAGCAUCGACGAACGGUGCCGCCGCCCCAACAGGAAGAAAUGCGACAUCCUGAAGAAAGCCAAGAAGGUGGAGAAGUGAUGGGCACCGCGGGCACUGAGCGUUCUGCCGGAGCCCGCGACGUGUCCACAGCCGCGCACCUUAUGUCAGCGGGGAGUGGCCUGCUGCACUUGCACACGUGACCGCCCCGCCGGCCACGGCCGCGAGAAAGAAGCCUCGCAUUUGGCCUCUUGUACUCACGACUUUUGUCCUGUGUUCCUGGUGGUACAGCCAGAGUCGGGGGAGGGCCAAGCUGUGAUAGCAGAGAGGCCUCAGGAGUCAGGGUUCCCUCUCCUCGGCAGUGUCCUCCCAGUCCCCUCACAAUUUGAAAUGCAAAUCGAGCAACCCUCUUGGUCCUCUUCCCACGUUUUACAU